AUGAUCAUAGCUGCUGUUAUUACUGUUCCAUUGGUUCUUCAUUUUACCCAACACAGCAAGCAAAUGACAUUAUCAAAUCAAACAGCAACACAACAGAAUACUUCAAACAUUUUGUCAGAAAUACAUGGCGUUUUGGAAAAUGCAGAAAAUAAUACGGGUACUAGUAUGGUAAAUAAUUCGAUCAUAACAACUGCGGGUAUGGCAAAUGCUACUACAAAAACAACUACUAAUGUCGCAAAUACUUCAGCAACCACGGUUAUGACAAAUGCAACUACAAAAACAACUGUUGGUGUUGGAAAUACUACAACAAUCAGUACUGUUAUACCACAAAAUUCUACAGCUGCCAUUCCUACUACAAUAGUUACUUCAUCAAUGAUAAAAACUCAAUACUCAUCAGCUUUGACUAUCAACAGUCAAAUAUAUUGUCGUGAAGGCCCUUGUUCAAUACCAAACACUUAUUUUCAAGCUAUUCAGCUGAAUGUAUCUAUGAGUGGAAACUAUACUUUCGUAUCCAAUAGUUCCAUGGAUACAUAUGGUUUUUUAUAUUAUAAUACUUUCGAUCCCAACAAUUCAACUGCAAAUCAAAUCACAUAUGAUGAUGAUGAUGGUGGUGCCCAUCAAUUCAAGUUUACAGCAUAUCUUCAAACAUUAACAAGAUAUAUUCUAGUUGCAACAACAUAUCAUUCAAAUACAAUAGGACCUUUCACUAUUAUAGCAACAGGUGUGGCACCAGUCAGCCUUUCUUCAAUAAAUGUGUCAAGUAGUUCAUCAUUUGUGUUUUCACAAUAUUCAUCAGCUUUGAACAGUAGUAGUGCUACAUAUUGUCGAACAGGUAAUUGUUCCAGUUCAGAGUAUUAUUAUUAUUCAGUUAUUCUUAUCAAUUUUAAUACAAGUGGAAAUUAUACAAUUAUCUCUCAAAGUAAUAUGGAUACAUAUGGAUAUAUUUACAGUAAUAGCUUUAAUGCUUCUGUUCUAUCGCAAAAUAUGAUAUCAUAUGAUGAUGAUGAUCAUAUUGAUAACAAUAACCAAUUCAUUUUUAAUUUAUUUAUUGAUACUAUAGCAAAGUAUAUUUUAGUUGCUACAACAUAUGCCUCAGAUACGGUAGGCGCAUUUUCAAUCAUAUCAUAUGGUCCUGGACCUGUUCAAUUUAUUAUCCAACAAUAA
Molecule: messenger RNA, 1164 nt
Organism: Adineta steineri
Lineage: Eukaryota; Metazoa; Rotifera; Eurotatoria; Adinetida; Adinetidae
Source: the annotation of a GenBank genome assembly